Messenger RNA from Cladophialophora carrionii CBS 160.54, 171 nucleotides. RefSeq names its product 40S ribosomal protein S29. Gene Ontology annotation, molecular function: structural constituent of ribosome; zinc ion binding. Gene Ontology annotation, cellular component: cytosolic small ribosomal subunit; ribosome. NCBI's taxonomy places the organism in Eukaryota, Fungi, Ascomycota, Eurotiomycetes, Chaetothyriales, Herpotrichiellaceae. Gene Ontology annotation, biological process: translation. The record is from RefSeq and is a predicted model, not a curated record. The transcript is spliced from 3 exons. The coding region runs from base 1 to 171 and encodes 56 amino acids.
AUGUCUCACGAGAGCGUCUGGUACUCGCGGCCCCGAACCUACGGCAAGGGUUCUCGAUCAUGCCGAGUCUGCACCCACACGGCCGGUCUCAUCCGCAAGUACGGCCUGAACAUCUGCCGUCAGUGCUUCCGAGAGAAGAGCCAGGAUAUCGGCUUCAUCAAGCACCGAUAA